This is a messenger RNA of Rhincodon typus (whale shark), 1666 nucleotides long. It is a transcript of the gene otx2b, whose product is annotated as orthodenticle homeobox 2b. The coding region runs from base 191 to 1063 and encodes 290 amino acids. The transcript is spliced from 3 exons. Gene Ontology annotation, molecular function: DNA-binding transcription factor activity, RNA polymerase II-specific; RNA polymerase II cis-regulatory region sequence-specific DNA binding. The record is from RefSeq and is a predicted model, not a curated record. Gene Ontology annotation, cellular component: nucleus. NCBI's taxonomy places the organism in Eukaryota, Metazoa, Chordata, Chondrichthyes, Orectolobiformes, Rhincodontidae. Gene Ontology annotation, biological process: regulation of transcription by RNA polymerase II; multicellular organism development.
AGAAAUCAGAUACUUUCCAGUGAUCGUUGAUACAACAUCUCCUCUAGAUCACUCCACUCAUCAACCUUUUCUCUUACUCUGAAUAGGUUUAAACCGAGGCCUUUCUGCAAACUCAGUCGAGGACCCAAGGACACGGACUCCGGAUUUUUCUCUCGUUUCUCACAGAUUUGCUCUUCAAACCAACCUUAGCAUGAUGUCUUAUCUCAAGCAACCUCCAUACACAGUGAACGGCCUGAGUCUGACUACAUCGGGCAUGGAUCUGCUUCACCCCUCGGUCGGCUACCCCUCUACUCCGCGGAAGCAGCGGCGAGAGAGAACCACUUUUACCCGGGCGCAGCUGGACGUCCUGGAGGCGCUUUUUGCUAAGACCCGCUACCCGGAUAUCUUCAUGAGGGAAGAGGUGGCUCUCAAAAUUAACCUGCCCGAGUCCAGAGUGCAGGUUUGGUUCAAAAACCGUCGAGCUAAGUGCCGCCAGCAGCAGCAACAGCAGCAGAAUGGAGGGCAGCAUAAAGUCCGACCCAGCAAGAAGAAGAGCUCGCCAGCCCGGGAGCCGAGCUCGGAGAGCGGAGCGAGCGGUCAAUUCACACCACCCUCCAGCACCUCGGUGACGGUCAUAUCGAGCAGCAGCGCCCCGGUGUCGAUUUGGAGCCCCGCGUCCAUUUCUCCGAUCGCCCCCGAUUGCCUGUCCACGUCCUCGUCCUGCAUGCAGCGCUCCUACCCCAUGAACUACACCCAGGCCUCGGGUUACACGCAGGGAUACGCCGGAUCCACGUCCUACUUCGGGGGAAUGGACUGCAGCUCGUACCUAUCCCCGAUGCAUCACCAACUCCCCGCCCCAGGGACGGCGCUCAGUCCCAUGGGCACUAAUGCAGUCACUGCAGGCCACCUCAAUCAGUCCCCGGCUUCCCUCUCUGCCCAGGGCUAUCCAACCGGCGGAUUAGGUUUUAAUUCCACCGAUUGCUUGGAUUAUAAAGACCAAACAGCUUCAUGGAAACUCAACUUUAAUACUGACUGCUUGGAUUACAAAGAUCAAACGUCUUCGUGGAAGUUCCAAGUUUUGUGAAGUGCUGGGACUCUCUUUGAAUUUGGACAAAUCAUUCCAAUGUUAAAUCUUUGGAAUGAAGAGCACAGGACUUACCGUCAUUCCAGUUCUUGUAGCCAACCAUCCGGUUAAACUUUUGGAAUGGACAGGACGAUAUUUGUAAUCAUUCCAAAUUUAGCCAUUUUUUAGUUGGCCUUUAAAAACAAAACAAAAGGACCAUCAGGGCUGUGUGAAUUAUGCGAUUGGUGUCAUAGAUGCACUACUUUAUUUAAAAAGAAAAUGUUUAUAAGGGUUCCAUAUGUAGUUCUGAGAGACAAUCAAUGUGUGUCUUAUAUCAGUGGUACAUCUGUGUUUUUAUUUGUGCUAGACUCAAAGCAAGUAUGAUCUGCUGUACUGUAUGCAAGUGUGUGAACCCUUGUCGCUGUUGAACUCGAGCGGUGGGGGAGGGGGUGGGCAUGGUUCUGCUGUUGUUAUAAUGGAGCUAAAUUCUGUUGGAAUAGGUACCCACCAUUGUUUGAAAUGAGCGCCUUCAAACAUAAGCUGAACUGUGAAACUUCGUGACUCUGGCUGCAUAUUUCACACGGGCGCUAAAACUAUUUGUCCUUAUAAACCCAAUAGCUUAAA